Rhipicephalus sanguineus (brown dog tick) is the source of this 1520-nucleotide messenger RNA. RefSeq lists its product as uncharacterized. The transcript has a single exon. Bases 107 to 1459 code for a protein of 450 amino acids. Gene Ontology annotation, molecular function: protein dimerization activity. The record is from RefSeq and is a predicted model, not a curated record. Lineage: Eukaryota; Metazoa; Arthropoda; Arachnida; Ixodida; Ixodidae.
GUUUCUGCAGACACACGUUCGGAACGGCGGGUCGGUGCCUGGAUCUGAUGCGCUCCGCCGACGACUUCCAGAAUUGUUCGAGAAGCACGAGGCAAAUUUGAAAGCUAUGUUUCAAGGCACCACAGUUUCAGUGAUUACAGAUGAAACAACCGAUGACCGAUCAAAAUCGGUUGUGAACGUGCUGUUCGUUCAGUCGGCCAGAAGUGCGAGUACUUCGCUGCAACCUGUACUCGUGGAAGUGAAAUUCGUGGAUGAAGUGAACUCGUCCGUGAUAGGCCGCAUUGUGACAAGAACACUGACGAGGUACGGAGUUGAAUUUGAGGAUGUAUCGGGCUUUGUUAGCGAUAACGCUAGCUAUAUGGUGAAAUCCUUUAAGGAGUGCAUAAAGCCACUUUGCGAGGGUGCUGUUCACAUUACUUGUGUAGCCCAUACAGUGAACAUUGUUGGCAGUACACUGCAGGCAUCUUUUCCCUUAGUGGACAAGUUUGUCGCCUGUAUGAAGAAGGCCUUCCGUCUCUCGAGUAGAAAGAGAGCUUUCUACAAAUCACAUCUGGAAGAGUGUGGAAUUGAAUGUGCCAAGGCACCCCCAGCACCUGUCCAAAGCAGGUGGAAUUCAUGGAUUGAGGCUGUUGAACAGCAUUCUGCCUACUUUGAGCACUAUCCUACCUUGCUUAAGCAAGUCCACCAGAAGUAUGGAGAAGCAGCGUGCGUUGAUUCCCUUCUGAAACUUCUUAGUGAACACUCAACUGAGCUUAAGUACAGCAUGCGAUGCAUUGCAGUAUUUGGAAAAAAAGUUUCAAGCUUGCUGAAAGCAGCAGAGGGUCAGCGCGUAGCCUGCCACAAAGCAUACAAUGCUUUGUUUACACUUUGGGGUUACCUUGAAGCAGCUGCAAAGGAAGAUUUUGCAGCACAAUUGAAGAGAGAAGAUGUCGCACAUGAUGAGGCCCAUCAGAUUGGUAACAAGAUGACGGCUGCAAUGACCAAAGCGGCUAACAAAGCACUAAUAUACUUGGAGAAGUCCGACACCUGGAAGUUCUUCAAAGAUGUUAGGUGCUUGGACCCUCUGCAAGUUGGGUGCCUUUCCAAGAAAAGGUCCGAGUUGACAGGUGUGCCUCAGCUUGCAGGCGAAUCGCUAGUUCUAGCUGCCGAAUGGGAGGUGUACCUGAAGAGUGCCCAAGAACUAAAGACCAGUGACAGAGACUUGGCUCCAUUUCUUUCCAAACAAGAAAACCCAGGAGCUGACUUCGAUGUCCUGGCUUUCUGGGCAGGGAUGCAGCAACUCACCCCAACCCUUUCGUCAAUUGCCCUGAAGUACCUGGCAAUACCAAUCAACUCUGUUGAUGCAGAGAGAUCGUUUAGCCGUUAUGGUGACAUUGUGUCCCAUAAGCGUCACUCUCUCAGUGAAGAGAGCACCAAGUAUCACCUGAUGCUCUCCCAUAACAGUUUCCUGCAAUUUUAAUUAUUGCAGGCAUGUUUUGAGCCUGAACGUGUGCAAUGAAUAAAUGUUACGUGUUCCUUUG